CUCCUGGCCACAUUCGCAUGUGAGCUGUGACCCUCCGAGGAGCCGCUGAGAACUCAACGCCAUCACCAUGGAGUUCGUGAUGAAACAGGCCCUGGGAGGGGCCACCAAGGACGUGGGCAAGAUGCUCGGGGGCGACGAGGAGAAGGACCCUGACGCCGCCAAGAAGGAGGAGGAGCGGCAGGAGGCGCUGCGGCAGGAGGAGGAGGAGCGCAAGGCCAAGUUCGCCAGGAUGGAGGCCGCGCGCGAGGCCGUGCGCCAGGGCAUCCGCGACAAGUACGGCAUCAAGAGGAGGGAGGAACGCGAGGCCGAGGCCCAGGCCGCCAUGGAGGCCAGCGCGGAGGGCAGCCUGACGCGGCCCAAGCGGGCCGUCCCGCCGGGCUGCGGGGACGAGCCGGAGGCAGAGGAGGAAAGCAUCCUGGACGCGGCCAUCAGGUACCUGCCCGGGCCGCUGCAGGACAUAUUCAAGAAGUAA
Lipotes vexillifer (Yangtze River dolphin) is the source of this 472-nucleotide messenger RNA. It is a transcript of the gene CPLX1, whose product is annotated as complexin 1. Gene Ontology annotation, biological process: neurotransmitter transport; regulation of neurotransmitter secretion; synaptic vesicle exocytosis. The coding region runs from base 68 to 472 and encodes 134 amino acids. Gene Ontology annotation, cellular component: SNARE complex; terminal bouton. The transcript is spliced from 3 exons. The record is from RefSeq and is a predicted model, not a curated record. Lineage: Eukaryota; Metazoa; Chordata; Mammalia; Artiodactyla; Lipotidae. Gene Ontology annotation, molecular function: syntaxin binding.